This is a messenger RNA of Acanthosepion pharaonis, 570 nucleotides long. The record is from the annotation of a GenBank genome assembly. Lineage: Eukaryota; Metazoa; Mollusca; Cephalopoda; Sepiida; Sepiidae.
AUGUUCUUCGUUUUAUCUAUCUAUCUAUCUAUCUAUCUAUCUAUCUAUGUCAGUCUGUUCAUAUCUAUGUCUGUCUACUCCUUAUCUAUCUAUCUAUCUAUCUAUAUCAGUCUACUCAUUAUCUAUCUAUGUCAGUCUGUUCAUAUCUAUGUCUGUCUACUCAUUAUCUAUCUAUCUAUCUAUCUAUCUAUCUAUCUAUCUAUCUAUCUAUCUCAGUCUACUCAUUAUCUAUCUAUGUCAGUCUGUUCAUUUCUAUCUAUGUCAGUCUGCUCAUUAUCUCUCUCAGUUUGUAUAUAUCUAUCUAUGUCAGUCUGUUCAUAUCUAUUUAUGUCAGUCUGCUCAUCUAUCUAUCUAUCUAUCUAUCUAUCUAACGAUCGAUUUAUCUAUGUCAGCAUGCACAUUAUGUAUCUCAGUUUGUUCAUAUCUAUCUAUCUAUCUAUCUAUCUAUCUAUCUAUCUAUCUAUCUAUCUAUGUCAGACUGUCCAUAUCUAUCUAUCUAUAUAUCAUCACAGCAAAGCGAAGGAUCCUUUCUUUAGCUGUCAUAAUAUAUGCUACGCCUGGGCUACAUAG